GUUGUUCAAUGUCAACCAAAAAAUUAACUCUGAAGCCGCCGUCAACAGCCGACGAGCGCUGAUCAGUCAAUGGAAGUGAAACAAUUUCAAGGAGCUCCUUUUGGAACUCAGAAAGCCAGGUUUGAUGUGUAUGGAGUUCACCCAGACAGAAAGAAGCAAGGCUCUUACACAGAAGUGCCUUAUGAUAAGAGUGCCACUGGGGAACGGGAAAGAGGGUUGGCACCAGGAUACUACAAUGUGGACAGAGGAGACUUCAGUGCCAGGGAGGUUUCCCGUAAAGCAUCAGGGCCAGGUUGGGCAAGAGCGCAAGAAGUAGAAAGGUUUGCUCAGACACCACAGUUGUUUUAUAAGGAACAAAAGCUAAACAAGAAGUUUUUGGAAACGAAUCUUGGCCCAGGUAAAUAUGAGAUCCCAAAUUUUCUUGACUUAAUGAAGAAGAAGAAUCCUAGAAGCAGAGGCAUUUGUGACACUAAUGAGGAGCGCUUUAGAAAUAAACAAGAUGUUGACAGCCCAGGUCCUGGCACAUAUGGAAAGGGCGGGAUUCCAACUGCAGUGCUGGAGGAGAAAGCUAAGAAGUCUUUUGGGUCACAAGGAUUGAUGGAUUCAAAAGCCGCAAAGAACCGAUCUCUUAACACGGUGGGCUGUGACUUGUCACCAACUACCUAUGACCUUGGGAAUAGCAUAGAUAAAUUAAUGACAAGAGUGGUCAGUAAACGUGGCCCUUACGACCUCUUUACAGGCAAAAGGAGCGAUCGUAUAAAAACUGGGCACCUUGCAACGGACCCACUGAACCUCUAUCCUGGAAUGUAUGGUUACAAGUCAUUCAUUGAUGACCUUUUAAGUCCGGCAAAGAAAAGACAUGGAAAGUUCAGCACGGUCGAGCAGUACCCCUUUCCCCCAGUGGAGAGAAUAUUCUACAGCGGGCUGAAUAUGUUUCGACCACCAGUAGGUAAGUCUGACUUUUACGAUGUGAAACAACUUUCCAGACCAGAAAAUCGAAAACCACCUCCUUUUUUGUCAUCCACAAGCCGGGGUGGCCGAGUACCUGCUAAAAUGCUCACCUUUAACCCUAACAAUGUUGGCGUAGGUCGUUAUAGCCCCACUAAAUAUAAUAAAAAAUCAGUGAAUGGCUGCAACUCGUCAUUUAAAUCCAAGAUUCAGCGCUACCUCAGCAAUAUGGAAAGGGACAAGUACAUGCAGGAGCGUCUGGGAUCUGGAAAACUCAGGUCAGAUCAAGAUGAUACCAACUGAAAAUAAGUUUUGUGUCUUAACUUAUCUGAAUAAACACCUCAAAGAUUUACCAAGAACCACUUUCACAAUUGAUUAAAUUCAAAACAAUGGUGUGUUUCGUUCAAAAGAAGUAUGUUUCUUGGAUUUUAUAAUCAAGUACAACAGCCUGUAACU
This is a messenger RNA of Carcharodon carcharias (great white shark), 1404 nucleotides long. RefSeq names its product lymphocyte expansion molecule-like. The coding region runs from base 70 to 1251 and encodes 393 amino acids. The transcript has 10 exons. The record is from RefSeq and is a predicted model, not a curated record. NCBI's taxonomy places the organism in Eukaryota, Metazoa, Chordata, Chondrichthyes, Lamniformes, Lamnidae.